AUGCGUUUCUUCGCUAAAGCUCUUGGGCUGGUUUCCUUGGCGCUGUCCAUGGCGAGUGCCUCUUCACUUCAAAAGCGAGACUUGGGCCCCGUCACCAUCUACACGCCUGGAAGCAACUACACCAGUGAUCGCUCGCUUUAUGCUCGAACCCUCAUGCUCACAGUCAACGACAACACAGGAACACUACUAAGCACGUGGGAGAACUACUCUGGCGGCAAAACUUGGUUCCCCAUCUAUCGAUCGACUGACCACGGCUACACGUGGUCUCCCUUCUCGACCGUAACGGACCAGGUCAACAACUGGGGUCUUCGAUACCAGCCUUUCCUCUACGAGCUCAAGCAAAGCUUUGCUGGCUACUCUGCUGGAUCGAUCCUUCUCGCCGGUAACUCGAUCCCUGAGGACCUUUCCAAGACUCAGCUCGACCUCUACAUCAGCACUGACAAAGGAAAGACGUGGAAGUUCCUCUCACACAUUGCUGCUGGUGGCAAGGCUGUUCCCAACAACGGCGAGACUCCUGUCUGGGAGCCUUUCCUUCUCGUCAACAACGGUCAGCUCAUUUGCUAUUACUCUGACCAGCGUGACCCAAGGUACGGCCAGAAGUUGGUCCAUCAGACCACCAAGGAUCUCAAGAACUGGGGCAGCGUUGUUGAUGAUGUCACCGAGUCGUUCUAUGCUGCUCGUCCCGGUAUGCCCAUCGUUGCUCAGAUGGGCAACGGAAACUACAUCAUGACUUACGAGAACGGAGGAGCCCCUGAAGGUGACUUUGCCGUCUACUACAAGAUUUCAAACGACCCCUUCAGCUGGGCCGACAAGCCGAAGCAGGUUCUCAGGGCUACUGAUGGCACUGUUCCUCGCUCGAGCCCUUAUGUCAUGUGGACUCCCAUCGGCUCUUCGUCUGGGACUACCGCUAACGGUACCGUCGUCGUCAGUGCUUACACCGACACUGGCCUCUACCUCAACCGUGCCAAUGGUGCCCCAAAUGCUUGGACUCGUCUUUCCGUUUCCAAUGCGCCAGCUGCCUACUCACGUGAGGUGACCCGCGGAUUCAACCCGAAAGACAUCGUCAUCGCUGGGGGUGGCGCUCUAGGUCAGGGAUCUACCAACCGUGUCACCUUCAGCGCCCGAGACGUCAACGGAUGUGCCACUUGCUAA
Ustilago hordei is the source of this 1152-nucleotide messenger RNA. RefSeq lists its product as uncharacterized. The transcript has 3 exons. The coding region runs from base 1 to 1152 and encodes 383 amino acids. Lineage: Eukaryota; Fungi; Basidiomycota; Ustilaginomycetes; Ustilaginales; Ustilaginaceae. The record is from RefSeq and is a predicted model, not a curated record.